Molecule: messenger RNA, 7057 nt
Organism: Sapajus apella (tufted capuchin)
Lineage: Eukaryota; Metazoa; Chordata; Mammalia; Primates; Cebidae
Exons: 2
Coding region: 808-1788 (326 amino acids)
Source: RefSeq, a predicted model, not a curated record
UGGAACCUCAGGACCCCAGCCCAGGAAGGGAAGAUUCAGAGUGGGGUCACAUGAAGGACCUCAGCUGGGUUGCCAGGAACAUGUGGGUGGGUUCUCUGCCCCUCCAGCCAGUGUGUGUCCUUAGGGCUGUGGGUGGUAGUGGCCCAGCUGAGGUGGGAGUACAGCAGGCCCACAGGUCCUGCUUCUGAGAAGGGUGUAAGCUGCUUGGAUCCCCAGGCUCUCUGAUGAAGCGGAAAAGCCCUGUCCUCCUGCACAGGCCCCUGGGUUUGCGAGCCAAGCAGGUUUCCCAGGUGUGCCUUGGCCUGAAGGCCAGCCAGCGAGUUUGUUUUUCUCUGGGAGGCAUCUUCGAGCUGCCAGCCGGAUGGCUCCCUUCCACCUGGCAAAUUGUAGAAAUGGAACAGUUCACACAGAGCAGAGGGGUUUUUUGGUGUAACUUAGCAACUGCAGUCAGGGGAGGAGGAGGAGGAGGGAGAAAUGGCAUUUGUGCUUGGAAGUGGCCGGGGUAGGGAGAGCCACGCACACUAGUGGCCCCCGGCGGUGGGAAGGGCCCCUGGGGUGGUGAGUGAGUGGACACUGGGACACAGUGUGGUUGGGAGCCCCUGAGCACACCGGUCCCCACCUGUAGAAUGACGCCAGGGGCAAGAUGGGACAGCUUUGGUUGGCCUUUGGUUUUUAGCCACAGAACCGUGGGUUUCACAGAAGCCAUAUUUGUCAAAUAGGUCAAGUGAAGGUGCUGUGCCAAGGCAGGGAUGGGGGCAGAAGAUUUGGUCCCCACCAACUGUCCUCGGGAGAGGGGCUGGUGGAGGGAUGCUCUUCUCUGCGUGGCCCACCCCAGAGGAGGGGCCCUGGGUUGGGGGUGGGCUCUGGGGGCAUGGCAGAUGGGGAGGGAGACUUAAGGCAUCUUCCCCCUCUCUGCUGCCCCUUGGUGGCCCCUCCUUCCCUUUCCCCUUUUUCCUCCUGAGGCCAUCUGCUUUGGCCCAGCGCUCUGGCUGUUUUUCUCUUGGAGCUUCCAAUCUGCCUCCUGUAACUCCCACCCACUCCAGCCCGCCUCCCAGCUCCUCUGCCCUCCCCUGCCCACUCCCUGCUGGGGAGGAUGAGUGUUUACUUAGCAAGGGUGUGAUGUGCGGAGGGAGGGGACUGAAGUGGCACUGGUGGGCUGACAGCCGUAGAGGAGGGCUCACCUGCUGGGGGUGUCAGAGUUCCUCCCCUAUGGCUGUCAGCCUGACCUGUGGAGAUUCAGAGAGGGCUCACUGCCCACUUUUCUGGGCACAGAGCCUGGGGCUGUGGGUGUGUGAGAGUGGGCUCUGGAUUGGCCCAGAGUGGCGAGCUGCCAGGAGCCCAUGCAGAAUGUCCCUGUGUGCUGGGACAGCAGGAAUUCCCCAGCUAGCAGCCCCGGAAAAGGGUUUGGGAAGGUCAGCCGGUGUGGCCCAGCAGUGGCUUGGUGGGCACUGUGUGAAGGGAAGCCCAAAAGCCCCUCGGGGUCCUGGCCUGCUCAGAGUGCAAGAGGGGCUCAGGCCUCAGGGCUUACUGCCUGGGACAGGCUGGCAGAGGCUGCCCCAGGCACUGACAGGGGCUAUGAGGGGUGUCCGGCUGGGAGUGGGUAGGUGCAAGGGCCCAAGCAGGGCCUGUGCUGUGAGGGAGGGUGGGUGUGACUGCUGCUGUGGCCAUCUAUGCCCGGUGGACUGUGGAGAGGGAAGCCAGGCAGGGAGAGAGCAGUCAGGUAGCCCCAGCUCUGCUGCAGCACCUCCCAGGAAGCCCAUGGGUGCCUUUGGGCAUGAUUCGGAAUGACACUCAGUGAUCCUGCCCUGGGAAGCCUCUCCCCACCUGUGGUUGCCUGCCUUGCCCUGGGCUCUGCCCAGGCUGGGGCUAGGGGCCAGGCUGUGGGCAUGUGCUGCCCAGGGCAGCCAGCAGGGGCUCCGAGGCCUGCCUGUCUCUUGUGAGUGGGCUGUGGGGUUCUUUGUGAAUUCAGGGAGCAGAGGCCAGCACCAGCUCGAAGAGGAGACGCCUGGGCUGGGACUCCAGUCAGAACAGCCCAGGGUGGGCACUUCACACGUGGGAUGCAAAGAUGUCACUGCCUGGUUGGCAGGUGCUUCUCCUUUUUAAAAAACAGCAACAAAACUUGCUCAGCUGUCCCCAUCCUGGUCGCCUGUGCGGGCUGACUUUGAAGAUGUACGUGUUCUCUGCUCACUCCGUAUUCUCACUUCCCACUCACUCCCACCCACGCCAAUCUGCACACACCUCCUGCAGUCCAGAGAUAUCUUUUUGAGAGGCCAUGGACGUCGACUGCCCUGCUGCCAGACACCCAUCUCCUGGGCUUGGUCAGCCCCUGGUUCUCCUCCUCAUGUCCUGGGACACUCAGAGUCCCUGUUCCUCAGGACCUGGGCUCAAACCCUCUUCCCCACCACAGCGUCUGUUCCCUCCUCCGUGCUGAUCCAGUUCUAGCUCCCAUCGGCCCCGACCUGUCCUCUGGACUUUGUCAGCCUGUGAGCCUGCCAGACGCCUCCCAGGUGACGAUGCACAUCAUCAUGACCCUGAACCUUGCCUGCCCCAGGCUCCCCAUCUGAGCAAGUGGGCAGCCAGCUCUCCCUUGUCCCCUCUGCCAGGUUCCCUUUGCCUGGAGUUGUCAGACAGUCUGGGGCACCCCAUUCCAGACCUCUCUUCUGCCCCUUCUGCGUCUCCCUGCUCAUUGCAACCUCUGUGGGCUGGGCUGCCACCCCAGUGUAGUGGCCGGGACAGUGUAAUGGCCUCCUUCCCCUGCAGUCUCUUCUCCCACUCAGGGCAUGGGCUCUGCUGGGACUCCCUCCCCUCAGGCGGCUCCCAGCCAUCCUCGGGUGCCUUCCUGAACCUUCCGGCUGUGCUGGGGGCCUGGGGCUGCUGUGCAGCAGCUGCCCUGGGUGUACUUGUCUGUGAUCCCCUGGACCAGUCUGUACCAGGCCUGUUGGAGCCCAGCCAUGAGACAGUGGCUGUGCUGGCGGACUCAGCGAACAUCCUCAGGAAGGUGCAUGGAAGUGCCUGAGCUGCUGUGUGUGGUGGGCAGAGGUGCCUGGCCUGGGCCACGUUGCUGCCCCCACACCAGGGAGAGGUCAGGAGAGGGGAGCAGACCUGAGAGCUCUGGGACAGUCUGGAGAGAUGGUGUCUGGGGGGAUGCUGUCUGAGGUCCCGGACCAGGAAGGAAUCCUGGGGGCAGGGCUGGGAGGCCAGCACCCUGUUUGUUGUCACCACUACUUCUGUUUCUCCAAGUGUCACCCUCAGACUCUACCUUGAAGAGAGAGUUCUCUCUGGAUCCGGUUGCCAUGGCAACACUGUUAACAAAGAGUAGCUUCUGUGGAGGAGGCUGUUGGGAGCUGGUAGAGGAGAGGGGGCGUAUUCUGAAGGUUUAUCAGCAGGGCUUGUUUCCCCACCCCCCACCAAGGUUGCUCAAAUCUGGUAGACCCUUCCCCACUGUCUCUGCCUAUGGGCCUCUCCAGGUCUCUAGUACUCAGAUCCGAUGAAUGCGAAUAUCAGGCAGCCUUGAGUGCAUCUGGAUGUGGCCUGGACCCCAGCCAAAGCUGGGGCACUGGGGCAGGCCUCCUCCUUGGAGCCCAGGGGGACAUGCCCAGCCACAGCACCAGGUACUUACCAGGGUAAGGAUUUUGUCCCUGUACAGAUGCAGACUCCAAGGCCCAGAUUUCUCCUGCCCGGACUUCUCUGCAGGCUAGUUCUGUGCCCACCUCAUUCUGGCUGGUGCUUUGAGCAUGCCCUCUGGGCCCUGCUUCUCUUCCCAGGGCCGUGGUCUGGAUGGAGGUAAUAUGCAGAAACAGGCUCUGGGUGAGAGCUGGGCAGCCCCGGCUUUGCUGGCUGAGGAGAGGAGGGUUGACUCCAGUUGCUAGGACCCAGGCCUCUGCCCUCAGAGCUGGGGAAGGAAGGCCGGGCCAGAGGUGGGGUGAAUGGACCAGUUGUGAGGAUGGGGCUUGGACAAGGAUGGAGCUCGGGGAGUUCUGGGGGUGCCCUGAUACUUGCAUGAGUUAAUUACUCAGAGCAGGGAGGGGGCUUCAUCAAUUAUUCAUUUUAUUAUUGCUGUUAGCAGUGGGUAGCUGGAUGAGGAGUGGAGUCCCCCACAGGCCAGGCCAAGCCAGGUGAGCAUCGGUGGCACUUGGGAGAGCCCACGUCCUGCCCACACUGUCUGCUGCAGGCCGGGCCCUUCCUGCUUGGUUCUGCUAUGGAGACAGGGCCUUCCAUGCCCCAUGCCUCUCCCUUCUCUGGCCUGGGUGUUUCUGGGAGCUGGGCUCACCCUGACCAAGCUGGAGUGAGUUGCACCUGUUCUGAGGUAACCUGCAGCUACCUGGACCAGGUCAUCUGCCCUGCGGGGAGUGGUAGUGGUGGAGAGGGUUAGGAGGGCUUAGGAGGGGCUGACAAUAAACUUCAUUGGCAGGUGUGGCCAGGGGUCCCAGCUGUUCUUCAUGGAAAGGCUAGGGCAGCCAGAACUACUUCCAAGAAGGGGAGGAUGCUUCUGCAUGGGCAGGGCCUGGAGGGAAGGCCCACAACUGAGGUCACAGCCUUGUUGGUGUGCAGCCAGCGCUGGCUCAGAGAUGCCUGCACAGAUGUCAAAGAGACUGCCAUUCAGGCCAUGUGUUCCGACUAUAGCACAAUUAGGAGAGAAAGUGAUAACAAAAUAGAUAACUCUAAAAGAGUCAUAUAUUUAGAAAAUUUGAAAUGCAUGUUUAAAUGAUGGGUCAAAUAAACAAUGAAAUCAGAAGUUUUUGGGAUUGUGAUAAAAAUAGAAUGCUGUGCACUGUGGGCUGCGGCUGUUGAGGGCUACACACCCUGCUGAUGUCUGGAGAGCCCAGUUGUACAAGAGAAGUCCAUGCCCAGGUGCCUUCCUUGGCUCCUGCAGUGGGAAAGGUGGGAGGGGGCGGACCAGUGGCCAGGCCUCCCGUGGGCACAGGAGUCUUCCUGCUGGGGUCCUGAGAGAGGGGCGGACCCUGGCUUCUCUGUGGGGUCCCAGUCUGGGGAGCUGCCCGGCCCUUCCUGUGGGCACUGGGGUUCCACAGUGGCUCUCUGGCUUGCUGUAGCGCCUAGGGUAGGACUCCAGGGCAGCAUGGCAUUCUCAGUCCUGCAGGGCAGGACACCAGAUGCAUCCUGGGGUGUGCCCAGUACAGAGCUGUCUUAUGGGAGGCUAUUGGGGACACUGUCAGGGGAAGACACAGGAAGAGGUCUCCAGGGCAGCACCAGUGCCAGGCAGGGCCCAGGCUACAGAGUAGAGAGAAAGGAGCUGCAGGUGUGGGGAGGCCGGUGGGCCAGUGCCCCCAGCCCACCCUGCCCGUGCCCAGGCCUGGGUGUGGUGUGCAGGCAUGUGCAAGGGGCUCUGGGUGUACACAUUCAUUCACAUCCAGAUGCUGGGACGCUGUCCAAGGGCUGUGCUGGGCGUUUCACCGACAUGUGACUUAACCCACCUUUUUUGAUAUCAGGAUCAUUAUACUUAUUUUGCUGAUGAGCCUCUGGGGUCUGCAGAGAGGGGUGGAGGCAGAAAUUGAGGCCAGGUCACUCCCGUGUGCUAGGAAGCAUGUUAUAGAGCAGAUGGUGUUUUUCUCUGGUGCCUCCCUUCAUCUCCCUGAGCCUUCCUUCCAUCCCUGACCUGCCCCUCUGUCCAGCCCCUGAGCUGGCCAUCCCCAUUCCCACCUUUGCGAGUGGUUUCCCCUGCCCCUUUGCCCCCUGAAUGCACACUACCACCUAGGGGCUCAGCUGGAUGGCCUCAGCGGGGAGCACCUCCACCUCCUGGAGGGGAGGAGGUGCCCCUCCUCUGGGUUGUUGAGCACUUGUUCUGUGUCCGCUCAUCUCAUCCCUGCCUGUGAUGGCUGUGACUUCGUGCCUGGGCUUGGGAUUCUGAUAGAAGGAUUUAGAGCGAGUGCACCCUCAGGGACAUCUAUGUGGGAAUGACCAUGCAGGGAGGAGAGGAGGCUGGACAGAGGUGCAGUUGCAGUGCAAGUCUAGCCUGACUCCAUGGGGACUCUGGAGUGUCAACUGACCCACAGCUGGCCUCCCUCUGAGGCAGGGGAGUUGGAGUCUGGCCCUUGCACUGCUCAGCCCUUGGUUGCUGGUGCUCUAGUCUUCUGCAGAAGGCUGCAAGUGUGGAUGGCCACUGAAUGGCCCUGAGGGAGUCUGGGUAGGGCCCAGCUGCAAGUCCCAGGGGGACGCUGCUGCUACCCCCAGGCAGGAGGCUGUUCGCUGUGCCUGUAGGCUCUCAGCCAGUCCCUGGGGGGGCUCAGAAUGAAACCUCAGGUCCAGACUGCUCCUGCGUCCGACAGCACCUUCACCCUGCUGGGAUGUCCGUCUUCCUGGGGUAACUGUGAGUGUCCAUAAGUUCUUCCCUGUGCUGGCUGCUGGCCCCAGGACCAAGUGCUGUGCUGGUGUGGUGCACAGAGGAGCUUUGCCUGUCUGUCCAGGAAGAGACUGACUGACAGUCAUAUUGUUAACCCUGGGCUCAGGUUGGAUGUGCCAGAGAUGUGGGAACCAGAGACCAGGGACAGCCCCAGGCCAGUGAAGGCAGUGCAGGGUGAGGGUCACUGGCUGGGGAGUCUGGGGCCUGCACAUCAGCCCCUGCUGAGGCCCUCUCUCCACUCUGGCCCCCAGCUGUCCUGCCCGGGCCUGGCUCUCAGGAGGGCCAUGUGCCCAGUGAGCUCUUCCAGCUUGCUAGGGGGCCAGAUCAGGUGGCAGCACAUGGGCUGCCUGGAAAGCCCACCAGGCAUGGAGAGGCUGCUGAGUGGGUGGAUGGUGGGUGUGGGUGGCACAAAGAGGAGAUGGAGGCAAUUCCUGUGGGGCAUCCGUCCAGUAGCCCUGCAGCUCAGCAGCUCCCCCAAGCCUGCCAGGCCGUCCAAGGCUCCCUGCCAGUGUGCCCCGCAGCCCACCCAAAUUGAGCUGCUCUUUUCCUCUCAAGAGGAUGGCCGCCUGGUGUGGCCUGCAGCUUUGCCCCCAGGAAAUACACUUGCCCUUCUGGCAUCAGGCAUAGAGUGGCAUGUGGCCCUGAGGGAGGUGGGGCACCAGAUUGGCUAUGAAAGAGGGCAGGGGAGAUGGCCUGGGG